GUGAGUCGACUCGGCCGAGGGCCCUCAUCCUUCCAAUGGCGACUGCGAGCGGGCCGAACAGAAAGCGGGAGCAGCCGUGGAGGGGGGUCGCAGCCGUGUAGCCGCGGAGUUAAAUAAAUAUAUAACCGGGUUUUCUUCUUCUUCUUCUUCACCUGCUCCUCCUCCUCUGUGGUUACAAAGUUCGAACAACAAACAACAACAACAAAAAACCCUCUUAUCCUUCCUGCCUCCUUCUUUCUUCCUCCCAAUCACGGCCGAUUCAAUGGCCAAAAAUCGGAACACUUCGCUCCUCGAGUCGGAGCUGUACUACUUGAUUUCUCGCUUCCUAACCACGGGUCCUUGUCGGAGAGCGGCGGAGGUGCUCGCGAGGGAACUAGAGGACUAUCAGCUGUUGCCCGGGAGACUCGACUGGCUGGGGAACGAGCACCCGAGAACCUAUGAAGAUGUGGUUGCAGCCAACAGACACGUGGCACCAGAUCACUUGCUACAGAUCUGUAAGCAGAUCGGACCGAUUCUUGACAAAGAUGUGCCGUCAUGUGUCCCGGGUGUACACUCUCUCCUGGGCUCCGGGAAGCAGUCGAUGCUGCGGACCCCGAAAGACUGCGACCAUGUGCGGUUUAAAGCUUCAUCAUAUGCAGCCCUUCACCGGGGCCGACCACCAGAGAGGCCUUUAAAUUGCAAGAACCCUCCACACUUAGUGGAGGUGCAUCGGGGGCGAGAGCUGACCGGAGCGCAGCGCUUCAGCUCCAUCAACCCCGUCAGCAACUAUGAGCACAUGCGUCUGCACCGGCGGAUCCUGGGCCAUCUGUCUGCAGUGUACUGUAUCGCCUUCGACCGCACCGGUCUCAGGAUCUUCACGGGGUCGGACGACUGCCUGGUGAAGAUUUGGUCGUCGUUCGACGGCAGGCUCCAUUCGACGCUGCGAGGACACUCGGCAGAAAUCACAGACCUGGCGGUCAACUACGAGAACACGCUGAUCGCCGCGGGGAGUUGUGACAAGACCAUCCGCGUUUGGUGCCUUCGUACCUGCGCCCCUGUGGCCGUGCUGCAGGGGCACAGUGGAUCCAUUACCUCCCUCCAGUUCUCACCGUUCGCCAAGGGCUCGAAGCGCUACAUGCUGUCCACUGGAACUGACGCGACUGUCUGCUUCUGGCAGUGGGACGUCAACAACAUCAACUUCAGUGAUCGGCCGCACAAAUUUACGGAGCGGCCGAGGCCGGGAGUUCAGACCGUGUGCUCCUCGUUCAGUCCAGGUGGAAUUUUCCUAGCAACAGGAAGUACAGAUGAUGUCAUCAGAAUAUAUUACUUGGGAAGCGGGAGUCCGGAAAAGACAUCCGAGCUCCACGAGCACACGGAUAAAGUUGACAGCAUUCAGUUUUGCCACUCAGGUGAAAGGUUUGUGAGCGGAAGUCGCGAUGGAACCGCGCGGAUCUGGAAGCUCCACCAGCGGCAGCAGUGGAGGUGCAUCCUACUCAACAUGGCCGCCACUCUUCCAGGUGCUGAGGCGAUGAGGGAAGAGGACAGCUACUUCAAACCCAAAGUCACCAUGGUAGCGUGGGAUCGCCAUGACAACACAGUCAUUACGGCUGUGAACAACCAUCUCCUCAAAGUGUGGAACUCCUACACGGGACAGCUGCUACACAUCCUCAAAGGCCACGAGGCCGAGGUGUUUGUGCUGGAGCCGCACCCCUUCGACCCCAGGAUCAUCCUGUCUGCUGGCCACGACGGGAACGUCUUCAUAUGGGAUCUGCAGCGAGGGACGAACACGCAACACUACUUCAACAUGAUCGAGGGCCAAGGUCACGGAGCCGUGUUCGACUGCAAAUUCACGCCCGAUGGCCAACGCUUCGCCUGCACAGACUCUCACGGCCAUCUGCUCGUCUUUGGCUUCGGCAGUUCCAAGCCAUAUGAGAAGCUCCCGGACCAGGUCUUCUUCCACACGGACUACAGGCCGCUGAUCCGCGAUGCCAACGGCUUCGUGUUGGAUGAACAGACGCAACAGGCGCCUCAUCUCAUGCCCCCGCCCUUCCUGGUGGACGUGGAUGGAAACCCCCAUCCACCGAGGUACCAGCGCCUUGUUCCGGGACGGGAGAAUAUCGCUGCUGAACACCUUGUUCCUCAGCUUGGAUAUGUAGCCAUGAGCGAUGGCGAGGUGGUGGAGCAGGUGAUCAGCCAGCAGACUGCAGAGCACGAGGAGGUGGCGAUCAGACGCAGCAGCCUCCUGGACGAGGCCAUCCGACAGCUCCGGCAGCAACAGGACCGGCAGACUCCCGCCGGGACAGAGCCAGUGCCGGGUGCUGGAGCAGGAUCAGGACCAGGGCCAGAGGGGCCAGCUGAGGCCCAGGGCCCGGCACUAGCACCAAGCACACCGCGCAGAGUGUCUGUGAAUGAGCGAGCCGAUGUGCAGUCGCCCCCUAACGUGGGUCUGCGUCGCAGCGGUCAGGUGGAGGGCGUCCGGCAGAUGCAUCAGAACGCCCCUCGCAGCCAGAUGGCCACAGAGAGAGACCUGCAGGCCUGGAGACGCAGGGUGGUGGUUCCUGAACUGGCCUCCAGCAGCUACAGGGACCAGGAGUACAUCCGAACUGCCAAAGGAGACGAGGAGGUGGCUCUGUACAACGCAAAGAAGAGGCGAAUCAUCUACAGCAGCUGUCGAGAUGAUUCGGAUGACGAGCCAUCAUCUGCAAAGCGAGCACACGGCCGCGGCGAUGCCAUGGAGUUCCUCGACUUGUCAUGUGAGGAGGGAGAGGAAACCGCCAGCUCAGAGAUGCACGAUGAGGACAAUGACCUGGAUGGAAGUGAUCUGGAGUCGUCCAAUGAUGAGGAGGAAUGGAACAGUGACAGCUCAAGCCACACGUCCAGCGAGUACUCGGACUGGACGGCAGACGCCGGCAUCAACCUGCAGCCCUCCACCCCCUUGUCAUCGCGGAAACGAGUGCAGCGCAGACUCAGCACCUCUGAAGAGGAGGAGGACGAGAACGAGGAGGAAGAAGAGGAGGAGAAGAAGCAGCAGCAGCAGAGUGACGAGGAGGAAAAGCCUCGAAAGAAAAUCAAGGAGAAGACGAAGAAGGCAAAGAACAAGGCACCACGGCGUCCGAAGCCCAGACCAUCCAUCAACAGAGAAGUGUCCAACGAGUUCAGACCCUCACUGUGGAUCACCGAUGUCAUUCCCAGGAAGUCUCCCUUUGUUCCCCAAAUGGGUGAUGAGGUCAUCUACUUCCGGCAGGGACACGAAGCCUACGUCGAGGCCGUGAGCCGGAACGAACUGUACCCCAUCAACCUCGACAAACAGCCCUGGAAGAAAAUGGAGCUGCGGGACCAAGAGUUUGUGAAGAUCACUGGGAUCAAAUAUGAAGUCUGCCCUCCGACACUCUGCUGCCUGAAGCUGACGCUCAUUGACAACGGCACGGGCAAAAUCUCUGACAAGUCGUUUUCUGUCAAGUAUCACGACAUGCCGGACGUCAUAGACUUCCUGGUUUUGAGGCAAAGUUACGACGAGGCAAUGCGAAGAAACUGGCAACCAAACGACCGGUUUCGCUCGGUCAUCGACGACGCCUGGUGGUUCGGGACCAUCGUCUGUCAGGAGCCGUACCAGCCGGAAUAUCCCGACAGUCUCUUCCAGUGUUUCAAAGUCAGUUGGGACAAUGGGGAAAUUGAGAAGCUGAGUCCUUGGGAUGUGGAACCGAUUCCAGAUGAUGUCGGUCUCUCCCGUGCAGCCGAGCAGCCGGAGACGGAGGGAGGCGGGAUCCCUGUGACGGCGGACGAGAUGCGCGAGCUGAUGUACAAGCCCCUGACGGGCGAGUGGGGCGAGCGGAGCCGCGACGAGGAGUGCGAACGCAUCAUCGGGGGCAUCGACCAGCUCAUCACCGUUGUUUCUUUGUGUGUGCCUGUUGCAGAGAUCGCGGCUCCGUUCUCUGGUCCCGUGGACCUGGUCCAGUAUCCCACCUACUGCACUGUGAUCGCCUAUCCCACCGACCUGGGAACCAUCAGGUUCCGACUCUUGCACAGAUUCUACAGACGCCUCUCAGCAUUAAUUUGGGACGCCAGGUAUAUUGCACACAACGCCCGCACUUUCAACGAGCCGAGGAGCAAGAUCGCCCACUCUGCAAAAAUCAUCACCAAUGUCCUCCAGAAAUUUGUCAAUAAUCCGAGCUGCACAGACAUCAUGGAGAUUUACAACGCUGUGGAGGAGAUGGAUGAAGAUGAAGAGGACGAGGACACAGAAGCACCAGGAACCUCAGCUGGACACCGCUUACGUCAGCGCACCGUCGAGGUGCAGCCCGACAGAGAUGCCUGGAAGGAACAGUGCAAGAGUCUCAUCAACUACAUCUUCGAGUGUGAGGACUCGGAGCCGUUCCGGCAGCCCGUGGACCCUCAGAACUACCCGGACUACCAUGACAUCAUCGACACGCCGAUGGACUUUGGCUCAGUGAAGAGAGCCCUGCAGGACGACCACUAUGAUAACCCUGUGGAGCUUUGCAAAGACACUCGCCUAAUAUUCGCCAACGCUAAAGCCUACACGCCCAAUAAACGCUCCAAGAUUUACAGUAUGACCUUGCGACUCUCCGCCUUCUUCGAGGAGCAUAUCAGAUCGGUCAUAUCCGAGUACAAAACCGCCGUGAAAAGUAGUGACCGGCUCCGACGCAGCCAGAGGUUCCGCAAGAAGAUGCAGCAGCAGGAUCAGACCACAGCGAGUCAAAAGAGGGCCGCAGUCAAAACUCAGGAAAAGGUCGAGACGUCGUCCAUGACCAAAUCUACCUCAGCCAAAGUGUCUGUUCCCGAGCGAGCGAGGAGGAAUCGGCGCAGCAGCACAGGUCGCAGCUCCUCGUCCGACGACUCCGCCUCCAAAGCUGCUUCAUCAACACCAGAGUCCGACAGUGAGAGCGAGCCGAGCGACUCGGAGGAGGAGAAGAAACGUCCCGGUGCCUUGCGGCAACAUCGACGCAGACAGAAAGCGAGAGUCACGAGGCGCAACUGUGCCAAGCAGAGGAAAAAAGUUGCAGACAGCGAUAGUGACGAGGAGGAGGAAGAAGAUGAUGAAGAGGAGGAGGAAGAGUUUGACAGUGAAGGAGAGGAGGGUGAGGAUGGAGAAGCGUCCUCCCGGUCGUCAGGUCAUCGUUACCCGAGCAGGAGUAAGAACAGCCGGAGCACACGUCUGACCAGGAACAGUGCGGCUGCCGCCGACAGGAAGCGGACAGACGGCAGGGCCGAGGUGAACGGUCACGGCAGCGGCGGGUCGUCGUCUCGCAGGGAGAGACGUCGCAGCCGCCGGGACGCGGACCGAGCCGCGUCCCGGGGGUCGGACAGGGAGGAAGAGGAGGAACUGACGGUGCGCAGGUCGCUGAAGAGGAAGACGGCGAGGGCCGCCGUUAGCAAGAUCAAACUCCUCGGAGCGUCAGACGACGACGAUGAUGACGACGAAGAGGAGGAGGAUGAGGAGGAGGAGAAGCCCAAAAGGAGCAGCAGCCGCCUCCGCACGCCCCGGGCCAGCAAACGCACAGCGGUGAUCCAGAGCAGCUCGGAUUCAGACGGAGAGUCGUCGACACGAGCUUGUCGGAAAACAAAAGAAUCGGAUCGUGAAUCAAAGGACGAGGACGAGGAGGACGAACAGAACGACAGCGAUGCUUCGUCCUCCUCCCAGAAUCGGCAGAACGGUGACGCGAGGUCCGACAAACGGAGACGAGUUGCGAAAACAAAGGGAAACGAUACUUUGUCCCACGUGAACGGACACGGUGCUAAAAAUCACAAGUCUGAGAGCAACUCUGAGCCGGAGGAGAGUGCAGAGGAGAGUUCUGGAGAAGCCGAGGAGGAGACGGUGGUUUCUCGGAGACCUUCUCGAAGCACAGCAGCCACUCCAGUCAAGAAGAAGAGAAUUACGAGUGAGGAGGAGUUAGAGGACACUGAACCCAGGAGCACACGACACAAACCUCCCGAAAGCUCAGAGGAAGAGGACAAAGAGGACGGCUCGCGGAAACACCCGCACCAGAACGGACGAAAACUGGAGGAGUCGAUCAACAAAGACUCGAAGAAGAAGAGGAGCAUCAAAGUCACGCCAUCAAAAAGCCAAGAUAAACAAAAGUCUGCCUCAACCGUCAAACUCAACGGUGCUGAAUCUGACGACUCUCCAAAGAAAUCGACGCCGCGCAAGAAGAAACCGAAAAAGGACGGAAGCGAUCACUCUAGCGAAGAGUCGGAGGUCGAAGCGAAGGCGAAGAGGGGGUCGGCGCGGAACAAGAGGAAAUCCAAACAGUCUCCCGGCGACGCCUCAGCCUCCGAGAGUUCCGAGCAGGAGUACAAGCCCGAGAGGAAGUCGCGGCGGAAACGCUCCACCGGCUCGUCGGUCGAGGAGUCGGACAACUCUGACGACACGCCGAACAGACGGCGGAGUCUCAGAGCUUUACCAAAAAAGAAGUACAUCAGCGACAACUCUCCGUCGGAGGAAGACUCUGCGUCGGCGAGCAAACGGAGGAACGGCAACAAGGCUGCGGCAGCGCGGGUUCCCAGGGAAGACCGGUACAACACAAGGGAGUCCAACAACAGAACCUCCCCCGGGGAGACCAGGGGCCACCAGCCAUCUUCCAAGAGGAAACGCAUUUACACCUCGGACUCUGAGGAAGAAGACGGGGAAGAGGAGGCGGAGUCAAAGAACGAUAGAAACAGCAGGUCCUCAAAGCGUCCCAGAAGAGAAUCCACACGAGGGGAAGGUAAAUGCAACGAAGAGGAAGAGGAGGAAGAGGAGGAGGAGGAGGAGGAGGAGGAGGCGGUCUCGUCCCAGUCUGAAGAGGAAGAGGAAGUCCGUCGUUCAAGAGAAGGAGGGAAGAAGAACUUGAGGCGGCCGAACCACAAAGAAAAGGAAAAACGCAACAACAACCACAGCUCCGACUCGGAGAGCGAGCAGUCGUCUUCAGCCUCGGAAAACUCCUUCGCCAGCUCAGGGUCCCGCAGCAGUCCAAAGAGGAGGAGUCACAGGCGGCGGUCCGGGGGAGGCGACAGGACCGCCAGCCGGCAGCUCAGGCCGCAACGGCGGGCCAACGCCGCUGCCGCCGCCUCGGAGGACGAGGACGAGGAGGAGAGUGACGAGUCGUACAGCAAGCCGCAGCGGAAGACGCGCGUGAACACGCGCAACCGAGGGAAGCGGACGGUGAAUUAUCACGACAGCGAAUGAAAAGAGAGACGGGACGUUUAACUGGAGAAGAACCUUGGAAGACACUUGACGGCCAUGUUAUGGUAGUAGCACUGGAGAGUCCUCGACAGAGAGAGAGAUGCUGUGAAUCUGUUUCAUUCAGGGAUAUUUAUAUUUUCUAUGAAAAGAAAAAGAAGAAGAAAAAGAGAAAAAAGAACAUGUUUAUAGAUGUAAUACAAAAUUCAAGCAUUUUUGAAACUGCUGGUUUUUUUCCAUAAGGAUACAGAUGCAGAACGAAACCAAUCACCUCCUCGUCUCCUUCCACACACACACACACACACACACACACACACACACACACACACACACACACACACACACACGAGCAGAGUUUCACCGAUCUUGGGGGGAAGAAAAAAUCUUUAUCAGCUUCUUUGGGUGCUAUUUAAUAAAAUUAAAAAAGAAUAUAUAUAUAUACCUCGUGUUUAAUCAAGCAUAUUGCUGGCUUGCACUAAGAUACACUGUACUGAGGUAUUUCAUACACUUUUUUUUGCAUUUAGUAAAAAAACUCAGGGGUCAACUAAGUUUACUGUAGUCUCAGACACGCAGUCGUCGUCGUCGUCGUCGUCGUUUUUUGAGGAAGAGAGAAAAACGACUUCCAGGUCGGCAGAUGUCCGAAGCACACUCACUGGGACGGAAACGAAAAAAGAAAAAUUGAAUCUGUGUUGGGACUUUUGACUACAGCACUCCCUUUGUAAAUCCACACACUUAUUAAUGCUUGACUGUAUUAUGUUUUGAUAUGAGCCAAAAUUAACUAGUAUGUUGUUUUUCCCCGCUCUCAUACAUUUCAUUAUUUUUUUUCUGUGUUGUUUUCUAGUAAAUAGAUGUAAAUAUAUGACGAUGUCGGAAAGGGUUAAAUCAGUCGGUAGCAACACGUUUAUUUAAAUUUAAAUUAGCGUUUUCUUUUUUUUUUUUUUACGUUUAGCUGCAUCGUCUUGCCAUAUGUCACAAGUUGGUACCUUCUAUUUUUUUUUUGCCAAGUACGAGUAAACAAAAAAAGUGUACUUGCUGCAAAAUGCUGUGAUUUCUCAUAUUGGGAAGACUUUUUUAUUUUUACCUUUUUUUCAGUAUUAAAUUCUUUUUUCAGAGUUGUCUUAAAUAAAAUUACAAAAAAACGUGUUGCCAGUCACAUGGUUUUAGUUUUCGUUUCGUGGGGGAAGGUUUCUACAUAAGUUGCUUUACGACAUUUUUGCUUAAAUGUUUUUUUUCCCGUUUUUUUUUCAUACUACACCUUUAAUAAAACCGAUUUCACAGGAAAACUUAACGCAAAAACGUGGGUGUGGAGUGCAAUGAAUGAGUUAUUCCUCCUAUUAAUAAAUAAAAAAAACAAAUCAUCUUAA
This is a messenger RNA of Scophthalmus maximus (turbot), 8520 nucleotides long. It is a transcript of the gene brwd1, whose product is annotated as bromodomain and WD repeat domain containing 1. The transcript is spliced from 44 exons. Bases 263 to 7162 code for a protein of 2299 amino acids. Gene Ontology annotation, biological process: regulation of transcription by RNA polymerase II; cytoskeleton organization; regulation of cell shape. Gene Ontology annotation, molecular function: protein binding. Gene Ontology annotation, cellular component: nucleus. The record is from RefSeq and is a predicted model, not a curated record. NCBI's taxonomy places the organism in Eukaryota, Metazoa, Chordata, Actinopteri, Pleuronectiformes, Scophthalmidae.